AUGUCAUCCCUGUUCGACGUGCGUAAGCAGCUUGCUUUCUAUGGCGCUUACCAUUCCCAUCCCGUGAACGUCUUGAUCCACAUCUUCGGGGUGCCAGCGAUUCUCUGGAGCGCCUUCGUGCUGUCUACUCAGCUCCCACCACCUGCCUUCCUUCCUCCCAUCAAAUAUGUCUUCAACGAGUCCUUUGUCUUCGAAACGAAUGCCCCGGCUCUUAUGGCCGUAUUUUACAUCAUCUACUACGUCAUCCUCGACCCAGUCGCUGCAUUCCUUUACACGCCUCAUAUGGUCUUGACACUUCUGAGCGCAACAGCCUACGCACAUCGUCCUGAUGGCAUUCGGAACGCCAUUAUCGUUCACGUAACCUCAUGGGUCGCUCAGUUCAUUGGACACGGAUUUAUGGAGGGUCGGGCUCCCGCGCUGUUCGAUAACAUCCUCGGCGCAAUCGUUCUCGCCCCUUUCUUCGUGCACCUCGAGCUCUUGUUCGCAGUAGGCUACCGCCCCGAGCUCCGUAAGCAGCUGAAGAAUGAUAUUGGCAUCGAGAUUGCCCGGAUCCGACGUGAGAAAGCGGAGAAACGCAGGUCUGAAAAGAAGACCUCUUGAAGGUCAGAUCGGAACAAUCAGUUGGUUCAAGUUUGCUAUCAGUCGCGCCCUUUGCAUCACGGAAAGUACACCCUUGGCCCUCGUUUGAUAUCGGUUUCGCUGUAAUGUAGUUUCCAUGUAUGGUUGUUGCUGUAGAGAUAGAUAAUCUCCAGAAAUGCCUGCUGUGCGGCACAUCGCUAACCAAGGAGGGUGGACCCUGUUAUCAGUU
Molecule: messenger RNA, 808 nt
Organism: Pisolithus orientalis
Lineage: Eukaryota; Fungi; Basidiomycota; Agaricomycetes; Boletales; Pisolithaceae
Exons: 5
Coding region: 1-600 (199 amino acids)
Biological process (GO): sphingoid catabolic process
Cellular component (GO): endoplasmic reticulum
Source: RefSeq, a predicted model, not a curated record